AUGCAGAUCCUCAUCAAAACCCUUACAGGCAGGAAGCAGUCUUUCAACUUCGAGCCUGACAACACUGUGCUCCACGUAAAGCAAGCUCUUCAAGAAAAAGAAGGCAUCGAUGUGAAGCAGAUACGCCUGAUCUAUUCCGGCAAGCAAAUGAGCGAUGAACUGAAAUUGUCUGAUUACAAAGUUGUUCCGGGCUGUACGAUACACAUGGUCUUGCAGCUGCGGGGAGGCUGCUAA
This is a messenger RNA of Neospora caninum, 234 nucleotides long. Its product is annotated as putative ubiquitin. The record is from RefSeq and is a predicted model, not a curated record. The transcript has a single exon. The coding region runs from base 1 to 234 and encodes 77 amino acids. Gene Ontology annotation, cellular component: cytoplasm; nucleus. Lineage: Eukaryota; Apicomplexa; Conoidasida; Eucoccidiorida; Sarcocystidae. Gene Ontology annotation, molecular function: protein tag activity; ubiquitin protein ligase binding. Gene Ontology annotation, biological process: modification-dependent protein catabolic process; protein ubiquitination.